AAAAGAAUAUGGAGUUCAUCAUAUUUUACGUGAAAAAGCAAGAAAAAACCUUGAAACUUACACCAACAAUAUGAAAAAACAGAUGACUAAGAAUAACAAAAGAAAAAAAGAAUAUAGUGUUGGUGAAUGCGUAAAAAUAUCAAUACCUAAAAAGGAUAGAAAUUCAGCAGACAGAAUUUUUGUAUUUUGCAAAAUAAUAACGAUUUUAGAUAAUGACAUGUUUCAACUAUCAUGUCAAUUUGGAAUAAUUGAAACGUGUUACUCAUCUGCUGAAUUGGAACCAUUGGAAAAUCAAGAUGUACCUGGACUUAACAAUUCACUUACAAACAAAAUUUCACUUAGAGAAGCUGCUCGUAUGCAAAGUGUUUUUAAUGAAAGUAAUGAUAACAAUGAUAUUUGUAUUUGUAAUUGCAAAAAAGGGUGUAGAACAGCAACUACAACCUCUACAGAUACAGCCACCUGUACACCAACAGCUGCAAGCGCACCCGCCGAGACACCGAUAGGAACAUGUACAUGCUUCGAAAACAUUUUUCUGAACACACAUUUCGCCACUUUCAUUUUCGUUAGUCCAAGAGGUGCACACAGCGUUGUUAAUGGGAGAUGCUUGAAUUAUUGA
This is a messenger RNA of Entrophospora candida, 616 nucleotides long. The record is from the annotation of a GenBank genome assembly. NCBI's taxonomy places the organism in Eukaryota, Fungi, Glomeromycota, Glomeromycetes, Entrophosporales, Entrophosporaceae.